Messenger RNA from Ornithorhynchus anatinus (platypus), 2271 nucleotides. RefSeq names its product component of oligomeric golgi complex 8 (gene COG8). The record is from RefSeq and is a predicted model, not a curated record. The transcript has 5 exons. Gene Ontology annotation, biological process: intra-Golgi vesicle-mediated transport. Gene Ontology annotation, cellular component: COG complex. Lineage: Eukaryota; Metazoa; Chordata; Mammalia; Monotremata; Ornithorhynchidae. Bases 39 to 1913 code for a protein of 624 amino acids.
CUCGCCCUGCCGGCCGCCGGGCGGGAGUCCGGGCGGCCAUGGCGGCCCUCAGCGCCUCCGCCCCCAGGACGAGGACGACGACGGCGGCGGCGGCGGCGCUGGGGGAGGUGGAGGACGAGGGCCUGCUGGCCUGCCUGUUCCGGGAGCGGCUGUGGGAGGGCGGCGCGUGGGAGCGGGCGUCGGUGGCGGGCUACCUGCGGGAGCUGAGCGGCUGGGGGCUGGAGCGUCUGGGCCGCGAGCCCGAGCGUCUGGCCGAGGAGCGGGAGCAGCUGGGCCGCCGGACGCGGGCCUUGGCCUGCACCAACUACAAGACCUUCAUCCGCGGCGCCGACUGCACGAACCGCAUCCACCGCCUCUUCGCCCACGUCGAGGCCUCGCUCGGACGGAUCCUGCUGCGGCUGCCCGCCUUCCAGCGCGCCUGCAGGAACUUCGUGAAGGAUGCAGAGGAGAUCGGUUCCAGCCGCCGUAUGAAUAACCUGACGUUGAACCGGCACACGGAGAUCCUGGAGAUCCUGGAGAUCCCUCAGCUCAUGGACACCUGUGUCCGCAAUGGCUACUACGAGGAGGCCCUGGAGCUCGCAGCUUACGUGCGCCGGUUGGAGAGGAAGUACUCUGCUAUUCCCGUUAUCCAGGGCAUCGUGAACGAAGUCCGACAGUCGACGCAACUGAUGCUGAGCCAGCUGAUCCAGCAGCUCCGCACCAGCAUCCAGCUCCCCGCCUGCCUGAGGGUCAUCGGCUACCUGAGGCGCAUGGACGUCUUCACCGAAGCCGAGCUGCGCAUCAAGUUCCUGCAGGCGCGCGACGCCUGGCUCCGGGCGAUCCUGACGGCCGUCCCCGGCGACGACCCCUACUUCCACAUCACCAAGACCAUCGAGGCCUGCCGCGUCCACCUCUUCGACGUCAUCACGCAGUACCGGGCCAUCUUCUCGGACGAGGACCCGCUGGCGCCUCCGGCCGCCGGCCAGCGGCCCGUGAACGAGAGGGCCAUAUUCCACGGCUGGGUGCUGCAGAAGGUCUCGCAGUUCCUGCGGGCGCUGGAGGACGACCUCCGCCGAGGGGUGGGAGGCCGCUUGGACUCCCUGCUGGGCCAGUGCAUGUACUUCGGCCUGUCUUUCAGCCGGGUGGGGGCCGACUUCCGAGGCCAGCUGGCCCCCGUCUUCCAGCGGGUUGCCCUGGGCGCCUUCGGGAAAGCGGUCGACGAGGCGGUGGAGAAGUUCCGGGACGAGAUGAACUCCUACACCCUCAUCUCCGCCCCAUCCGUCCCGGGCGGCGGCGUCCCCCCGGGGCCGCCCGGGACGCAGCCCGGGACCCUGCAGCCUCCCAUGGUGCUCCUGGAUUUCCCACCUCUCGCCUGCUUCCUCAACAACAUCCUGCUUUCGUUCAACGAUCUGCGCCUCUGUUGCCCCGUGGCUCUGGCUCAGGAUGUGACGGUGUCUCUGGAGGACGCCCUCGUAAAGGUGACAAAAAUCAUCCUGGCCUUCCACAGGGCGGAGGAGGCGGCCUUCAGCAGCCGGGAGCAGGAGCUGUUCGUCCAGUUCUGCACCAUCUUCCUGGAAGACUUGGUCCCCUACCUCAAUCGAUGUCUUCAGGUCCUCUUCCCCCCGGCUCAGAUUGCCCAGACUUUAGGCAUCCCACCCACGCAGCUCUCCAAGUAUGGGAAUCUCGGACACGUGAAUGUCAGUGUGGUCCAGGAGCUGCUGGCCUCUGUCCUGCCAAAGAAGGAAACUGUCUUCCCUCCGGACGAAAAGGAACUUCUCCGGGAGCUCCCAGUAGCAAGUUCAGAACUCCCGGAACGGGAGCAGACCCUGGAAUCCGCCGGCCGACCUUCCCUCGAGAGUGUGGAAGACAAGACUGCUCGAGAAGAGGAGGAGGAAGAGCCUUUGCAGGCCGACCCUUCAGCAGGGCCCGGCUAAGUUCAAGGAGCUGGAGUCGGAGGCCGCUCCACGGCACUUAAAACGGGACCUUUUAGGAACCGCAGCCAGGAUUUUGGUGCAGGGUGCGGCGGUUUGGUCAGGCGGGGGAGUUUUCCGGGGUUUGAUGUCUGUCCAGACCUCGUGGACUUGAAUUCAGCCCUGCAAGCGAGAAAGAAUAUUGCCUUAAAUGAUGUAAAAAAUCUUUUCUCUGGAGACUGGCUCCCUUGAAUUAUGCCCUGUGGGAGUGACAGUGGGUGAGUCAAAAAUUCAAAGUAGUUGGGUGGUAGGUAUAUAUGGAGAGUUAGAAUUCUUUGAACACAGCCGUACUAAGGAAUAAAUCUGAUUAGUUUUAUGCCAA